Messenger RNA from Vitis vinifera (wine grape), 2183 nucleotides. RefSeq names its product malate dehydrogenase. The record is from RefSeq and is a predicted model, not a curated record. Gene Ontology annotation, biological process: malate metabolic process; oxaloacetate metabolic process; tricarboxylic acid cycle. NCBI's taxonomy places the organism in Eukaryota, Viridiplantae, Streptophyta, Magnoliopsida, Vitales, Vitaceae. The coding region runs from base 803 to 1897 and encodes 364 amino acids. Gene Ontology annotation, molecular function: L-malate dehydrogenase (NAD+) activity. The transcript is spliced from 7 exons.
AUUUCUUUCAACUUUCUCUUCUCCUUGGAUUUUCUUUAUCCAAACAGAGCACAAAUCCAGUUAGAUUAGACUGAUUUUCAGCCUACACAUUACAUAUAGGAAAAAAAAAAUGGAGGACAAGGUCAACCCUGAAGAUUAGCAAGAAAACAACUUGGUUUCAUGCAUGGAGCAUGGGUGACGACUCUUUCCAACUGUAAAAGCUCAAUCUCUCCUCCUACCUUAUCUCUUUCCUCGAUUUUCGUCUCUCUUUGAUUCUGCUACCCUUCUUCUUAUCUCCAUCUCCCACUCUCUUAUAUAUAUAUAGUUUACAACCCAUUUUUUGUUCAGUUAAUUAUUUUCAUACUAAUCUCUCCCCUUCUAUUCUGCAACCAUGGCGAAAGAUGCAGUUAGGGUUCUUGUCACCGGGGCUGCUGGUACUCUUCCUUCUACCUUUACUUCUGUGUUUGGUUGCUGGGAAUUGUGUUCACAAAAGAAAUUAAUAACCCAGUUGUGAUGAGGACCCAGAUGUACUAGCUUUUCAAAAUUAUAUUUUAGUCAAUCAUUUACUUUCUCAGCUUUCUAGGCUAGAUGCCAGGCAGAGGGUUUAUGGGUUCUUUGCUUCGGGGUGAAGAGUUGGAUUUUCUUGUGGGCUUUGUGUUGGUAUCUCCACACAUGCACGUUGUUGUGGUGGUGUUGCUGUGGAUUCUUUCUUUGUUUAAUCGUAUGCGUGUGAUUGAAAUUAAAAGCAGUGGUUUUUUGUGUUGGGUCAUGGGCAUAUAUAGGGGGAUUGCAGUGGUUAUGUUUGUGUAAUUGCUGUUGAGAAAUGGAAUAUGAUAUAGUGCUUCAGAAAAUUGUUGUGGUGUUGGUUUGUGUUUAUUUGCUUUGGAGGAUCAUCAGAUAUAUAUGGAGCUUCCCUAAUGUAGAAGAGGAGCCCGUUAUUGUUCUUGUUACUGGUGCUGCAGGGCAAAUAGGGUAUGCUCUUGUUCCAAUGAUUGCUAGAGGGCUCAUGCUUGGCCCAGAUCAGCCUGUCAUUCUGCACAUGCUUGAUAUUGAACCUGCUGCUGAGGCCCUAAAUGGAGUGAAAAUGGAGCUGAUUGAUGCUGCCUUUCCUCUUCUCAGAGGAGUUGUUGCUACCACAGAUGCCAUUGAAGCUUGCAAAGAUGUCAAUAUUGCAGUUAUGGUUGGUGGAUUCCCUCGGAAGGAAGGAAUGGAAAGGAAGGAUAUGAUGAAGAAAAAUGUAUCAAUUUAUAAGGCUCAAGCUUCAGCCUUGGAGCAACAUGCUGCUCCAAAUUGCAAGGUGCUGGUGGUUGCUAACCCAGCAAACACCAAUGCACUUAUUUUGAAGGAAUUCGCUCCUUCAAUACCAGAGAAAAAUGUUACCUGCCUUACCCGACUUGACCAUAACAGAGCCCUUGGUCAAAUCUCGGAGAAGCUGUUUGUCCAUGUUGGUGAUGUGAAAAAUGCUAUCAUCUGGGGCAAUCAUUCUUCAACUCAAUACCCGGAUGUCAAUCAUGCAACUGUCUCCACCUGCAAUGGAGAGAAACCAGUUAGAGAACUCAUUGCUGAUGAUAAUUGGAUAAACACCGAGUUCAUCACCACUGUGCAGCAGCGUGGGGCAGCCAUCAUCAAAGCUCGGAAACUAUCAAGUGCAUUAUCUGCUGCAAGUUCUGCUUGUGAUCACAUACGCGAUUGGGUUCUUGGAACUCCCAAGGGAGCAUGGGUCUCUAUGGGAGUGUACUCAGAUGGUUCUUAUGGGAUCCAACCAGGCAUCAUCUACUCUUUUCCUGUUACCUGUGAGAAAGGGGAGUGGUCCAUUGUGCAGGGGCUGAAGAUCGAUGAAUUUUCAAGAGGAAAGAUGGAUGCCACAGCCAAAGAGCUCAUGGAGGAGAAAGCAUUGGCCUAUUCAUGCCUCAACUGAAUAUGCCUUAAUGCUUCCAAGGCAAAAAAAAUAAAAAAAAUAAAAGAGGAGAUUCAAUACAAAUCAAUAAACCGAAAUAAAUAAAUAAGAAAAGUUUAGUAUGUAAUGAAUAAGCAUCCACCAUUUUUAAGUGCUGUGAUUAGGGCCUUCUUAUGUUAUGGGUUGGAUUCUAGGCCUGCUAUGCUUGAUUUGGUAUGAACAUGAUGGUUUGUAUAUGCAUAUUACUAGUUACUUGGAUGGCUUGCUAUUAGGGUACUCUUUUUGAAGGAAAUAAGGCUUUGGAUUA